AUGUACGACUGGAAACGAAGCAAACAUGGGAUUCUACAAAACAAAAACUCCUACUGGGGUCGUCCUGGAAAGAGCCCCCUCCACAAGCUGAAAGAUACCAAUUACUACAAGUAUUCCAUGCAGCUCAAUCUGUAUCGCGAGCUCUUGGAGCGCUUCUACGAGUUCAAAGUGAGUAAUAUGUUCAUUGUGCGGUUCCAUCCGAGUUCUGACACAUACGAAAAGGUGAAAGUGGGACGGAUGGAAGCAGAGACAAAUGCACUUUUGGAACAUCGCCAAGCAGAGACGAAUGCACUUUUGGAACAACGUCAUGACGAUUUGGACGGAGAAGAAGCUUUGGUCGCUGGUGUCCUGGCUCUCAACAUUUGA
Seminavis robusta is the source of this 366-nucleotide messenger RNA. NCBI's taxonomy places the organism in Eukaryota, Bacillariophyta, Bacillariophyceae, Naviculales, Naviculaceae. The record is from the annotation of a GenBank genome assembly.